Messenger RNA from Rotaria sp. Silwood1, 2469 nucleotides. The record is from the annotation of a GenBank genome assembly. Lineage: Eukaryota; Metazoa; Rotifera; Eurotatoria; Philodinida; Philodinidae.
AUGUCAUAUAUAAAUCAAUUUGAUAAUGAGAAUAAAAUUCAUUUUCGUUUACUUACUGCAAUUGUUCUUCUGUUUGAUAAAACAAUCGUUCCUUUCAUUGAAAAAUUAUUAAUAAAAAUAGCUCGAAAUAAAGAAGAUAUUGAAGACGAAUUAAAAAUCGUUCAAAAAUAUUUAUCUGAAAAAGAGCAAGCUAUCAGUUAUAUUGUACCUUGGACAGAAGAUGAUGAUAAAAUUUAUCAACAACAUCAACGACAUUAUUUACAAUUUGAAUAUCAUAACGAAUUCAAACAAGUUUAUAAAUUAGAAGCAGAAAAUAAAAAAUUAUUAUUAACAAUUAAUACCAAAAUUAAUGCAUUUGAACAGAAAUUGUUAAAACAACAUUUUGAUAGAUUAAAACAAAAAGAAGAAACAAAAAUUAAAUCAAUUCAUAAAGAUAAAAUACAACGUCUAUCAAAAGGUAAUGUUGAAUUAGAACAAGUUGAUAUUAAAAAGGUUGUACACAACAUUUCGUCUCGAGAAUUAUCUGCUGAAGAAGAAUCAAUUUUAUCAAAAGGUUUACAAUUCUGUAUCGAAACAAAAAUUAAAGACACUACAGAAUUUAAAACAGAUAUUGAAAUGAUGGCGUUUAACAUCUUAAAACAACUGGAAGAACCUGAAACAAAAUCAUUAGAUGAACAUAUUAUUAAUUGUAUAAAAAGAGCAGCUCAUCAAUCAUUAAAAAUGAACAAAAAUAAGAUAAUUAUGAACAUUAAUCCAAAUAAAUUACCAGCAUUAAGAUCAUUAAUGAAAGCUGACAAAGGAUCCUCAUGUAUAAUUAUGGACAAAGAACAAUAUAUAAUUAAAGUGAAAGUAUUAUUAUCUGCAGGAACAGCAUUCCAAAAAAUCAAAGAUAAAGAUAAACAUGUAAAUCAAGAUACAACUGAAAAUAUUGUUAAAAUAAUGGAAAAUAAAUUAAAUUAUCGUAUAAACGAUUUGAAAAAGUGCAAAAGGUUAACUGAACAAGAAUAUAAUUUCAUAAGAACAUCUGGAUCAAGGUGUGCCGUUUUAUUUUGCCAACCGAAAGUUCACAAACAAGGAAUGCCUUUAAGACCGAUCAUUUCCACAACAAACAAUAAUAAUUAUAAAUUAGCAAAAUAUUUAACAAUAUUAUUGCUUGAAGAAGCAAGAACUAAACCAAAAUCCUAUAUUAAGGAUUCAUUUACAUUUGCAAAAUUAAUUCAACAACAAAAACCACAACGAAACGAUAUAAUGUUAAGUUUAGAUAUAGAAGCGUUGUUCACAAAUACACCAGUUCACGAAGCAAUGAAUCUAGCUAUUAAAAUAAUCAUGAAGAAAAAACAAGAAGAUAAUCGAUUUACAAUGUUAAAUGAAGAAGAUUUAAAACACCGAUUUUAUUUAGCUGUGACCAACACACCAUUUAGAUUUUAUAAUGAAUUAUAUUUACAAGUAGAUGGAGUCAGUAUGGAUAGUCCUUUGGCUUCCAUACUGGCUGAUAUCUUCAUGGAACAUAUCGAACAAGAAUUAGAAAAAUUUGAAGACAAUAACAAAAUAAAGUUUUAUCGAAGAUACAUCGACGAUACAUUUAUCAUUUUCAAUGGUAAACAAGGUGAUAUUGAUAAAUUACUAAAUUAUGUAAAUUCACUACAUCCAAAUCUUAAAUUUACAAAUGAAGUAGAAAACGAUUACGAAUUGUCAUUCCUAGAUUCUAGUUGCCAAGCAAAGAAAUAUAAAAUUGGCUUAAUAAAAACGUUAACUUUUCGUGCAUUAAGUAUUUGUUCAUCAGAAACUUUAUUAACAGAAGAAUGUAAUAUAAUUGAAAAAACAUUAGUCAAAAAUGAAUAUCCAGUCAAAUUAGUAAAAAGGAAAAUUAAUAAUACAAUACAACAAUUUAGAUUUAGUCAACCUACUGUAUCAAAAUCAUUAAAGAAGAUGUUCUUCGUACCACUUACAUAUUACGGUAUUGAAACAAUUAUCAUGACAAACAAAAUUAAAAAUAUUUUAGAAAAAACUUAUCCCACAACAAAAGUAAUAUUUGGUUUUAAAAAAGAUUUAACUAUUAACAAAUUAUUUAUGAAAAAUUAUAAAGGUGUUGAUCCCAUGAAUAUUGGUGUUAUUUAUAAACUAUCUUGUUCAAAAUGUUCAAAAGUGUAUAUUGGACAAACACAAUUAAAUGUGAAGGAACGUAUGAAACAACAUCAUGAAGGUUUAAAAGAUCCUGGUAAAUCAAGUGCAGCUGAUCAUAUGUUAAAUAAUGCCUAUCAUGUAAUUAACUUUAAAGACCCAGAAAUAUUAGGCAGAGAUAUCUCCAAAAAAAGACUUGAGAUAAAAGAAACAUUAUGUACAAUCAAAUACAAUAAUGCUUACAAUAAAAUUAGUCAUGAAUUAGCAAGGGGGAUUGCAUAUGCUUCAAGAUCAACAAGAACUCCUGGUGAAAGAGAAAGUCGCACUGUAGAACAACAAACAACAUAA